AUUUAUGCGUAUCACGAUCAAAAUUCUACACUAUUGACUUUUUGGUUCGAUUUACAGGCUGUCCUAAUUCCAAGUUCACGUUAUUUCUGACUGCUUUCAAUUGCUUUCGUUUUGAAAUGUAACUGAAUUCUGUAUGCUUACAGACUCAUUAACUCAGUUUUCCCCAUAUUUUUUUCUUCAAACAGUCCCACUCAUCCAAAUACCACUCCACUACACAAAAUAUCCUCAGGUCAAAUUCAAACUUACCAAUGACUGGACGUAACAACAUAAGCUAAGGACAAAGAUAUUGGAUAUUGGGAGGGCGGUAUUUGAAAAAAUGAGGCGGAAGCGGCGUUCCGAUUCGUUUGAUGAAGAUGACUUUAGAUCAAAAAGAGACAGGACAGAACCAGAUACGAUUGAAUCUCUCAUAUAUCGAAUAGGGUUCAAAGACCUUUCUAAUAUAGAACGGGAUAUUGGAGAACUCGCGUCAGUUAUUCUAGCAGAUAUCCCAAAGAAUGGAGAGGGCCUUUUGAAAGUUCUGAGCAAUUGUGUAAAGAAUGUUCCAGAACGAAUACUAAUUUACGCAACGUUAGUUGGGUUGCUGAAUCUGAAAAAUCGAUCGUUUGUCGGCCAAUUGAUAGAACUUCUACAGCGAGACCUGAAGGAUGCUAUUAGAUCGGCGAGUUUUGAGGAUGCUAAAUAUAUAGUUUUGUUCUUGUCAGUAUCUGUUAACUGUCAUACUGUUCAGAAAGCAUCCAUUCUCGGUCUGUACGAAAAUUUUGCUGAAGUCACUCUUGAUGCAGGACGAAGUUCUCAGGCUCGAACUGAUUGGUACACAUACGUGAUUCUUUACGGUCUACCAUACAGUGGUUACUUGCUAGCUUCUUAUGACACUUCAGCAUUAAACGAUAUAUUAGGUACAAUUGAAGUUUACAUGACUAAACGCCAGUGCCCCCAUGUCUCAUUAUUACGCGUUUGGGAGUCAAAUGAUCCUCACCCACAAGAAGAUUAUCUGGAUUGUUUGUGGGCUCAAAUAUGCAAUCUCCGAAAUAGUGGUUGGGUGGAAAAAGUAACUUGGAGAUUAUAUGACUCUUUUCCUAGCUUAAAAGAACAUGGUCAGCCGCAUAAAUUAUCACCUCUCACACCUCCUGAUUAUGAUGCGGAGGUUAUUUAUCCUCUUCCAUCUGUGGUUUUUCGAAUGUUUGACUAUACUGAUGUAAUAGAUCAAGAUGAAAACGAGAUUGUUCCUAAUUCAGAUUUAUCAUCAGAUGGAGUUAAAUCUAAUAAAGAAACUCCUGUCCUUCCGGGAGCACAUACUAUCGAACGAUUCCUUAUUGAUGAACAUUUGGCAAUUUUGAUGAAUAAUUUAAGUUUCAACAGAGUUAUGUGUGCUAAAGCUCUGUUGGGACUCAAAACUCGAGCCAAAGUAGCUUUAGAUUACAUGAUCAUUGAAGCUGUUUUUGCUGGAAUGUUUCACUUACCUCGUCCACCAGUUCAACAUGGGAAUCUUCUGUUUUAUGGGAGUUUACUAGUACAGUUAUGCCAUGAAGCUAGUAAUACAAUUCCUCUGGUGUUAGCUCAAGCCACUGAAGUCCUAUUUGAGCGUUUAGAUAAUAUGAAACCUGUUUGUAUUGGCAGGUUUAUUGAAUGGUUUUCAUAUCAUUUAAGUAAUUAUCAAUUGCAAUGGAGUUGGAAAGAGUGGUCCUCAUCUCUAACUCUAGAUCCGAUGUCUCCACAAAAACGUUUAAUUACCGAAACAUUAUGUCGAUUAAUACGUUUUUCAUACUACGAGAACGUCAAACGUUUACUUCCGAAAUCUUUUUAUAUAAUGUUACCACCUCAACCUGCGGUAAUCAAUAAAUAUGAAAGUAAUCCAGAUUUGUCUUCUGCACGUGCAUUCUUUCGUCUAGUGGAUUCUAUCCGAGCACGCCUUGAACCCCAAACCGUCUUAAGAAUAGCUGAAACUGCCUCACAAAGUCGUGGUCGGCGUCUUUCACUAUCAGAACCAUUUGAUAAUGAUGGGGUAAGAGAUGAAAAAGAUGAAGAUGCAUCUAGUGAUGAUAGUCACUCUGAUCAUAGUGAUGAGGAGCGUCGUGGAAGAAGCCCCAUUGAUACCAUUCCUCUGUCAGAUCCUGAGUUUGAUGACUUGGAUGAUCCUGAGCCUGCUAAACAAGAAAUUCGUGCUCGUCUUAAAGCGCGUCGACGAAUGUUACGGGAGAGUGCAAUGAAACGUAAUUUGAAAAUAUCGUCAGAAGGUAAUGCCGAUGAACAGGUCGGUGUAAGAAGUGAUUCUAUCGAAAAGUUGCCAUUUACCACAGCAGCUCAAGUGUCUGAACUUUCUCCUGGAGUGACAAAUUUAGCUAUUGAAUUAUUUUAUUCUGCUAUGUUGAUCGCUGGUCAUAAAACAAUCAGUCACACAUUUGCGUUCAUAAAAAAGUAUGCUGCUGUCAUCCGGACUCUUACAUCUACUGUUGAAACUCAAGUAGAAGCUUUACAUGUAAUUCAAACGGUUUGGGCUAAUAAUCCACAAAUGAUUGUCAUUAUUACAGAACAUAUGUGUCGUGUUGGUUUGAUUGAUCCGGAAGCAGUUGUUCGAUGGGCAUAUUCACCUAUAAUGACAACGUUAACAGAUGAUACAGUCAAUUUAAACUCUGCUAAUGCUCGUCCAAAAAUUUUGGACUUUUACGUUUGGGAGUGCUUAAGUCGAACUCUUGUUCGUGUUGGUAGGCGAGUUACUCGAAUUACAAGUAGACUAGAACUGGCAAAAGAAACGAUGGAAAUUAACAGGCGUUCUUCUCCUUAUUCGACUCCUGAUCGUGAAGACGCUGACCAGGGAGGAGAUGGUGAUAGCUUUCCACGGACUGGAGUCGACAGUGAUUCAUUCUUCAAGAAACCGAAAGAUUCCAUUUCUGGGAGAAUUAAAGUCAGUGACCGACGAAAACUUAUGGCAGGCUGUGAACUGGUUUCUUCGUCUGACGAUGAGGCUUAUGGUGGAGGAAAGGAUAAUGUUGGUGGUCGAGUAGCCAGACUAGAAGAAGCCAGGUGUGAAGCAGUUCGUAGUCAAUGUGCUGUCAUUACACUUCUUCUGCAUCGUCAUGCUAGACUUACUGCUGAACUUGCAUCUGAAAUGUCUGGAUCUACUCAGAACCAUUCAUUCAAUACGGAUUCUCCAUUUUUCUUACAUGAACCAACUCAACCGAAAAGUUUGUCUGACGAAGCUUUACGAAAUAUAAUGUUCUGGUUAAAAGGUCGUUUAGUGCAAGUGGUUCUUGAGCAUUGCGAUCAAUUAAUACCUUAUCUGGAUAACCUUGAUGAAUUUAUCUGUGGAGCUCAUCCUGAAGUUCAAGGCGUGUUCCAACAGCUUCGUUCAUUGUACGCAUAGCAAUCUCAUUUUGAUACCUUCUUUAUGAGGAAGUCAACUUGUGUGUACUUCAAUUUGUUAUGUACACUUUUUAUCCAAGGACUGUAGAGUAUUUUGUAACAUAUGGUUCUCAUCGUUUACCUCCCGAAAACUAAGUUUUCUUAUUUUCAGUUUCAGUGUGUCGAAUUUACUCUAAGCAAUAACUUAAGAUUUCCCUGGGAGAAAUAUUCUUGGAACAUCGUUUUGUACUGUUUAAAUACUUGUAUUUCUAGUUGUCCAUGUUGUGAAGAAGUAUUAUGGCUUUUUAGCCUGAACGUUUUGUUUUCGCUAGUGUAGGGUCAUUAUCAUCCAUUCAGACGAUUUGGGAUCGUCGACUUAGCAGCAUAAUACAACUGAGUCGUUGACUUCGUGAUUUUCAACACUCAUUAAGUAACAGUCUAUUCAUAACUUAAAACGAUUUCGCUCGUAUGCAAGUGUUUGUAAUAGUUGGUGUUCUUGCGGAAGUGUCCUAUGGUUAUUUUCUGGAUAGUUACUGGUAUUUGACUGUUAGAUGUGUUGCUUUUUUCAGUUAAUAUAGGUGAUUGUUUAUCAAACUAUGUGACCUCUGAGUUCCAUUCAAUUGCCACCAGUAUGUUGCAUCGAUUAGGUGUACUUUCUAUCGUUGUUAGUUGUCCAUUCGGAACUAACGUCAUCAGUUCGAUAUGUUCCUGAUGUUUUUCUGCUUAUUUGAAGCUACUCCAGGGUUAGCGAAGUUGCCUGAGUGGGUUCAAAGACUACCGAUGAGUACUCAAUAAUCAUCCGAUGAACAACCCCACACAUGACCUUCUGUACGUUAAUGUUAGGUCCGAAAGCUAAAACGAUGUUAAGUACAUACAUGUAACUUACUUUUGAAAACUGAUUGGAAUAUUGAGUUCCGAAUACUAUUAAAUCAGAAAUAGCGUUUAAAGGCAAGGUCUCAUAUUGUGAGUAAUAAAGAACAUGAAAAUGAAGCCUAUUAAAAAGACUUCCCAUCUAGGGAGGACCAGAGUUAGUAAUGGUAGUGUUUCACAAUUAUUUAAAUGAUAUGAAGACCAAUGGACUUUUACGUUUGAGCAAGUCUGAUGUACAUAUGUUAGGAGACAAAAUCAUAAUUUAGAAUUACAUAUUGCAAAUUCAUUCAACAAUCAAACCGUUUUCACAUACGAAGUUGGUUUUUAUUGACAUAUAAGACUUGGUGUCAUAAUGUUACCUUCCCUACACAUCUUUUCAUGCGUGCGAAGGCUUAAGAAGUCAUUUUAACGUCUAAUUUAAACAUCCUGAAUAAUGAGCACUGCCUGGAUCGCUAUUACUGACUCAUGAAUAUUAAGAGGGAUUGUACAACUUAUGUAUUUCAGUGGGGGUAGGUACUUAACAGACAAAAUUCUCCAGUAGCGAUCACUGUGGCUUUCCUGACCUACGGUUUGUUUAAGGGUAUACAAAAUGGUACUACUACAACAUGGGGAACCACCCACCAUAUGUACUCGAGGCCCUGGAAGGUUGACACCCAAUGGUUUUGUGCUGAAAUUUCGCCUUCUUCAUGUUAGUUGUGUAGCGGUAAAUAAAUUUCCGCAGUAAAUUGUUCUGUAAGUCUUCAACACUUGAUAAUGACCUCAUUAGUUUUGAUAAACGCAACUACAUGGAGGUGCUCGUUUACACGUCUUCUGCAACUGUUAGCCAGCUUAGACUAUACGCCUCCCGAUAUUUCUGAUUUGGUUGGGUUGGUAUACUCCGAUUAUAAAGAUGUUACGUGUAAAGACAUUGUCAGUCUCCGAAUACCUGUGAUAUCCCUAACUAAGGGCGUUUCCCUCUUUGGAGCACCUUUAGGUAGUCAAUCUGGUUAAGUAUAAACAUCCUAGUAACUGAUAUCGUGUACUAGUUAUGGUGCAUUGCUCUUGCCUAUUCAUUACUAAGAUUUGCCAGGUUAGAUUCUUUCCAUCAAAUGGUUUAUCCAACUCUGCAACAAUUGUAGAUUUGGUAUUCACUUUGAGCCGGAUCAUUUGACUCAUUUCCACUUUAUAUGAAUAACUUAGGAGAAAAUCUGGAAUAUUUGAUUCUCUAGGGUGUGUGUUGCACACUAACCGCGGCAGAUUGUAGACAGUACUAAUAACUCUUAUCAGUCAGUACACUAUCAUACCAAAUAGACUUGUUUAUAAUCGUAUAGAGAGACUUUGGAAUCAAGGUCUCAGUAAACAGAAGUUACCAGAGGAACCAGCGACAGAUGCAAAAUACAGAAUGCUCUAAAUCGAAAUGCCUGUUGGCUUAUAAUUGUCUGCUUGACUUUAAACAUUGUGUGGUCAAGCGCGGUAACCAUGUAGUUGUGCUGACAGUGAAAUCACACUAAGUCCUGACCAAGAGGUCACUCAUUCUCAGUGCACCUUGUUUUUGCCUAGAAAUAGCGGGUGAGAAGGGAAAAGUCAAAGAAGAUAUCGGAUAUUGGGACAUUUCUUAGGCAAGUUACAAGAGGCAAACUAACAUGCUUAAGUGUAUACAUAAUUAUUAGUCUCAUUGGAUAAAAUUGCGUGAGUUGGAUGGACGUAGGAGUAACUUCAAAAUUUUUAAAACUGGAAGAUUUCUGUCAAGGGAUAUGAUGUAUUGAACCAUUAUCUUGUUUGGUCUAACCAGCAGUUGUACGCGACAUCUUGUCAGUAUUGUUUUACCAGUGGAUCAACUUGCUCUAAUUGUGGGGUAGACAGAUCCCUGUACAAUUUUUCCUUCACUAGUUCGCGGUUAGGCAUGAUUAGUUGAGUUUUAUCUCAUCUCCUAUAAGCAUGUCGAAAUUUCAACCGUGACGAUCUGUUUAACUUAGCAAACACCUGAGCACGGUUUAAACGUUAGAUCCUUCCGAAUGUGCCCGCCCUUUCCUUUCAACGACCUUGAACAACCUGACUAGAGGCGGUCAUUCCGUAUUUCAAUUACCGUGGGUUGGUUGGCUUGCAUGAGUAUCAAGUUUUUUCGGCUGCAAUUAAACGCAACUCAAUUUCGUAAAUGUGCCCUUCAGCUUAGCAACCAAUCAGAAUGGGGCGGGAAUUAUUUUCUCCACCAUCUUUGUAAGCAAUGGCUGUCGGCUUUCUUCGUUCUGUGCUUCUUUCCCAAGCUGCCAGCUUUGGGGAAAUCCCCAAUGUUUGGGAAAAAUCCCCAAAAUGUUCGUAGCGCAUUUUUGCACACCAACAUUUCAUCUACAUAAUAUAAAUAAGCCUCAAAGUAGUAAAUCUGAGUAAAUAAAUUUACAUUUUAGUGCAAUACAGACUUUUGGUGAGGGAUAGUCUGUCGAAUUUCAGGUCUUGUUUUAAUACAUCAACAAACAGACAGGAGAUAAAGAGUUGUCGGUUGUAAACCACUUCUUCGAAAUUCGAAAGCUAUGCAGGUGAGUUAUUAGUAGUGCAGGUCGAAAAAUUUGGUUUCUGUCUAUGUUCAAUCUUACUUAAGUCAAUUAUUUCUUUCAGAAUAAUAAUAGACAGGUCGAUACGAUUGCGAGAAGGCGCGAAAUACUUGAGGUUGUUUGGCUUUUCCCGAGCAACCUAUUACAGAAGGUUGAGGAAGUUAAAAGCACAGUUGAUAAAGAAUUGUCAGUUACCGAGCUUUGACGAAGAGAUAGACAAUCCAGUUGUCGUCACAGAAUCGCUUACUACUGCAACUACAGAGCAUUGGGCUAAUAUUAUCACAGACACAGCUGCUGCUCCAUGUAGUUACGUCCAGAUAACACAAGCAGCGGUAGUAUCUCUUUUAUUAUUAGAAAUUUAUAGGUUGUGUGAUGUCAGAAAUGUCUCCAGCCGUUCAUCUUUCGGUGAAAGAACAGUUAGAGAGAAUGGUCAUUGAAAUGAUGAAAGGUGGUUACAUAAGCAUAAAGAAGGCUGACCAAAUAUUGGACAUUUUUCGUGCGCGGUAUCCAGAACUUCCGACGUCCGUCCGAAGUGUUCUACGUCGAUGCAACGACGUGUGGGCCUAAGAUCCUCGAUUCUGGAACGUAUUACCACUUGGGAUUGAAAUCAAGUCUUUUGAGAAUUUCGGAACAUUGGCUACGGCAAAUCCGUUUCACCGAACUGAAGUUGCAGUUAAACUACGAUGGUCUAAGCUUGUUUAAAAGCUCUAAGCAACAGCUCUGGCCCAUCUUAGGUCGCAUAGUAGCUCCACUAUUUAGUAGUGUUUUCAUAGUUGGGAUCUGCGGUGGUGAAGUAAAACCAUCUGAUUUCAACAUGUCAUCAACACUUAUAACAGAGUUACAGGAGUUGCUGACAGUAGGCAUUAAUGUAGAUAAGUAUCAGCUACAUUUAACGGUUAAAUUAGUUGCUGUUAUUUGUGACGCUCCAGCUUGCAGCAACGUCAAGUACAUUGUGGGUCACAAUGGUAUCGCUGGAUGUGACAGAUGUCAGGUUUUAGGGAGACGAAUGGGUGGUCGGAUGACUUUCCACAAUGGUGAACACGAAUUGAGAAGUGAUGUGAGUUUUCGUAGUAGGUCCCAAUAUAUCCAUCAUUGUGGUAGAAGUUCAUUUGAAAAUCUGCCAGUGGAUAUGAUAAAGUGUUUUCCAUGGGAACCGAUGCUAUGAUAUACUUAGGUGUUACAAAAAUACUUAUUUCAUUGUGGAAGAAGCUAGCUAUUAAGCGACUUAAUAGGAUGGAUCAGUCAAUUAUCGCAUCAAUAAAUGAUGCACUAGACUUAUGUAGACAACACACUACAUGCGAUUUUCAACGGAAAUGUCGUUCGCUAUGAAGUUUCUGUAUGGAAAGCAACUGAAUGUCGGUUGUUCUUAUUAUACUUAAGACCUGUAGUUCUUCAUAACAAGUUACCACUAUCAAUG
Molecule: messenger RNA, 8154 nt
Organism: Schistosoma haematobium
Lineage: Eukaryota; Metazoa; Platyhelminthes; Trematoda; Strigeidida; Schistosomatidae
Gene: NCBP1
Product: Nuclear cap-binding protein subunit 1
Exons: 18
Coding region: 317-3361 (1014 amino acids)
Biological process (GO): mRNA export from nucleus; nuclear-transcribed mRNA catabolic process, nonsense-mediated decay
Cellular component (GO): nuclear cap binding complex; nucleus
Molecular function (GO): RNA cap binding; mRNA binding; protein binding
Source: RefSeq, a predicted model, not a curated record